This is a messenger RNA of Amphiprion ocellaris (clown anemonefish), 5129 nucleotides long. It is a transcript of the gene abcb10, whose product is annotated as ATP-binding cassette, sub-family B (MDR/TAP), member 10. The transcript has 14 exons. Gene Ontology annotation, biological process: transmembrane transport. Gene Ontology annotation, molecular function: ATP hydrolysis activity; ABC-type oligopeptide transporter activity; ATP binding. Lineage: Eukaryota; Metazoa; Chordata; Actinopteri; Pomacentridae. The record is from RefSeq and is a predicted model, not a curated record. Gene Ontology annotation, cellular component: membrane. The coding region runs from base 510 to 2672 and encodes 720 amino acids.
AGCCGUUGAAUUCCCGUCGAGGAGGAGGAAUCGUGUGUACAUGCGAGCUGAACCAGGGUCACCUUUCCUGUUUCUGUUCUUUAAGCCCUUUUCCACUAAAAUUGGGUUCAUUUUGUAGAACGCUUUUGGUGUUAGCCAUUCUCCGUUAGCGUGUGCUCGUAGUCCGCCCGCCUGCCAAGCUAACAUUUAGCGGCAGAUGACAGUGACAGGCAGGGUGUUGGUAGCUGCUCGGUGAUAAGAGAUAAAGUGGGUUAAAGGCGGCUGUUGGGGGCAGAUAAAAGCAAUAAUAACGGUCUGAACUCGACAAUGUAGCGACCACAAGCUCCACAGGAGGACUCGGUGUGCUGAUCAACCGGCUGGAGCACUAAAAUGUUCCCCCUGGUUGACUCACUCAACAGGAAACACCUCAGUCACUGAAUCUGGCUGGACGAGACGGACGAUACGUUGGUUUUUUAAAAGGUUGUUGUCAUAUUUAGCUAGUAUCUGACCAGUUGCUGACAACUCGGACAAUGCGGCUUUUAAUUCGCAUGUCAAACUGCACACACAGAGUGCACCUGUGCAAACUGAAGCUAACUCAGUCCAGGCUGUUAUGGCUGGAGCACCGGCCGGCUGGAGCAGCUGCCCCCCGGAGGAAGAGACCGUCCGCCGGUGUGAAGUCUUCAGUCCACACGGUAGCAGCAUUCUCUCCCUGCUUCUCCAGGACCUUCGUGUCGGUGUUGUCCUGCAGUCCCCUCACAGCUUUCUGCUCACACACACCUACAGGCCGAACACGGACGGUCACACACACACCUGUUGCCUUCGCCAGCUCCUCAGCAGCCUCCACACCAGCCGAGUCGGUGAAGACCCAGACGGACACGGAGGGGAAGAAGACUGCCACCACCGUCCCCCUGGAGGAUGUCAAAAGGAUUAUGAGACUCGCUCACCCGGAGAGAUGGACGCUGGCAGCUGCUGUAGGCUUCCUAACGGUCUCCAGUGCAGUCAGCAUGUCGGCUCCCUUCUUCCUGGGCAGAGUGAUUGACACGAUUUACACCGCUGGAACGGACACAGAGACGAUGACGGCCUCUCUAACAUCGCUGUGCAUCAUGCUGACAGGAGUGUUUCUGUGUGGCGGAGCUGCCAACGCUGCCAGAGUCUACCUCAUGCAGGUUUCAGGCCAACAGAUUGUUCGUAAUCUCCGUGCGUCCGUCUUCUCAUCCAUCCUCAGACAAGAAGUGGCAUUUUUUGACAAGAAUAGGACGGGCGAGCUCAUCAACCGGCUCUCGGCAGACACAUCGGUGGUGGGCCACUCCAUCACGGACAACCUGUCAGACGGGCUGAGAGCCGUCGCCCAGGCGGCUGCUGGUGUCAGCAUGAUGUUCUACAUCUCCCCCAGUCUAGCAAGCUUUGUGCUGCUGAUUGUUCCCCCUAUGGCCGGUCUGGCUAUCGUCUAUGGCAGAUACCUUCGCUCCAUAUCCAAACGCACACAGGAUGCUCUUGCACAAGCCACACAGUUGGCAGAGGAGCGAAUCAGCAACAUGCGGACAGUCAGGGCUUUUGGUAAAGAGCUGUCAGAAGUCAACACGUACACACUGAAGACAGACCAUGUCCUCAACCUGGCUAAGAAGGAGGCUAUAAUGCGAGCUGGCUUCUUUGGAAUGACUGGUCUCAGCGGGAACAUCAUGAUUCUGUCAGUUCUCUACAAAGGAGGCCUUCUGAUGGCCAGUCAGCACAUGACUGUCGGAGAGCUCUCAUCGUUCCUCAUGUACACCUUCUGGGUGGGCAUUAGCAUCGCAGGUCUGAGUUCAUUCUACUCUGAGCUGAUGAAGGGUUUUGGAGCAGGAGCCAGACUGUGGGAGCUGCUGGACAGAAAACCAGAGUUUCCUCAAAAUGAGGGCCGAGUCCUUUCUUCAGACCAGCUGAAAGGCCAGCUAGAGUUCUGUGAUGUCACUUUUUCCUACCCAACACGUAAGGAGGCUCCUAUUUUCCAGAAUCUUAGCCUCUCAGUCCCGGCUGGCACCAUUAUGGCGGUGGUGGGACCCAGUGGAUCAGGGAAAUCAACCCUGGUCUCACUGCUGCUCAGACUGUACGACCCCAAUGCUGGUAUCAUCACUGUAGAUGGUCAUGACAUCAGGGAUCUAAACCCCUACUGGCUCAGGAGUCAUAUUGGAACUGUCAGCCAGGAGCCGGUGCUGUUUUCUUGCUCUAUUAGAGAUAAUAUAGCCUAUGGUGCUGUGGACCCAGAUGCUGUAAACACUGAGGACAUCUACAGAGCUGCCAGAGUGGCCAACGCCUAUGAUUUCAUCCAGGGGUUUCCUAAGGGCUUUGACACUGUGGUGGGGGAGAAAGGAGUGCUGCUGUCAGGUGGUCAGAAACAAAGAAUAGCCAUCGCCAGAGCUCUACUCAAGAAUCCUAAAAUCCUGCUUUUGGAUGAAGCCACCAGUGCACUGGAUGCUGAGAAUGAGUUCCUUGUCCAGGAGGCAAUGGAGCGUCUGAUGGAAGGGAGGACGGUCGUGAUCAUCGCUCACCGGCUGUCCACCAUUAAGAACGCUGAUGCUGUCGCUGUACUCGACCAGCAACGUAUAGCUGAGUGUGGGCAGCCAACAGAGCUGCUAGGAAACAGGCAAGGAUUAUUCAGGAAGCUGAUGGAGAAACAGGCGUUUUUGCAGGAAGAACAGCAACGAGCACUUCUCUGAGAGGACGAGGAGCGCAGAUAAGUGCGAGAAAUCAGGAGGUGAGCUCAGUACCUGGGAAUAGCUGGCUUUGUUCCAGAUUGGGUUGAAUGCCCCCCUGUGCUGUCUCACUGCUAAAAAGACUACAGCAGGUAGCAUCACAGGAAGUUCCAAGAACGGAAAUGUGUAUCGGUGAAUUCUAAGAAACUGUGUUGGACAUAUCUCAUGCUGCACUUAAAAAGAAAACCAGGAUGAGGUAAAGGAGGCUCUCGGUAACUCUGAUUUGAGAUCAGUGUCAGUUUUACACAGUUCAGGCACAUGAGAGGAAUGUGCAGGAUCGUAACAAAACCAAAAAGAGUCCAAUAUGUCCGAGACAGACUACUAGUAUAUAUUUGUUUAUGGAUUUGUGUCUGUAUUGUUGAUUUUUUUUUUUUACUUGAAGCCUACACACAGAGACUUUUACUGUCAUUUUAGAGUCUAAACAAGUCGAAGCAGCUAUACGUGGUUACACUGUGUUGUAGAACAGGACUGAACAUUAUUCUAAUAUAUUUAGAUUUUUAUAUAUGCACAUUUGUCACAAAAGAAUAUUAAUAGUCCUGAAAAUCCAAGCUGAGGUGCUACAAAUCUGAAAUUAAUAUUUUUCUGGUCUGAGUCAUAUUAAUGGUGAGAUUGUUUGGCUUGUACAGUUACGUUCAGUCAUUCUUGAGUUUAACUUGCCUCGGAUUUAACUGAAACUGCUGAAACUUUGCUAACUUUAUAUGUCAGACAAAAUAAAAUGAGCCCAGUUAGUUGGGGAAGUUAGUUGAGGCUAAACAGAUGCUUUUCUGAAUGAUGAUGUGCUUUCACCAUCAAUGUCAGAGGUGGUCUGUGUGUCAUCUCAACAAUGACCUCUAAAUCCACAAAUUCUUCAUCACAUCUCAUUACUCAUCUUUAAAAUGUUACACUGUGCUCAGCCUUUAUGGCAGAAUUUGGAAAAAAACUGAAACCUGUAUUACAGACGUGCUCAGUACACCGCUUGGUGUUAGCAGGAUGUACACUUGACUAGCCUUAAAUUCUACAUAAACAGCUCUCAAACCACCUACAUGUUCACCACGGUUCUGUUAAGCCGGCUAAAUAUUAUAGCUGGCAUGGAGAGGCUGCCUAAGGAGUCAUAAUUCUCCUCAGUAAAUAUUUGGCUUGUAAAUUCCCACUUCACUGCUCACCGAGAGUCUACAUCAGAAUGUUUCAAAGGAUUUUCUUUUCUUUUUAGUCAAGACAUCUUCAUACCCUGAGCUUGACUUCAGCAUAUUCACAACUGUUUCACAUGAGAAGUAACUCCACAUCAUUUGUAGCUAUGGUGCCCAGUUGGAAAGUGGAAAUUACUGAACAAGAAGCUUGAUUUAGUGCUCGGAUCUGUACUGUGUAGCUGGAAACCGUUUGAAUUUGGUGCAUUUAACAGAUACAUUUAAAAAAGAAGUUGAAGAAUGUCUUCAAAUUAAGUCUUGAGGGAGCCUCAGCAGGCACAGUGAAGAAUCAAAUUGUAGUCAUAUGAUGUGUGUUGGUGUUGCUGGUCUUUUUUAGUGUGUACGACCUUUGGCUCAAACACUGCAGCAGUAAAUGUUAAAGUAGGGGUUAACUGGGUGGCUGAGUGGGUGGGGUUAAUGCCACGUGACCGUAUCUCUCGUCUGAGUAUUUGGUUCUCGGUUUGAGUCUGGCUCUCCUGCAUUUUGUGUCUUUUCUCUGUACUGUCCCCAUCAACGAAGGAACUUUCUGUCUACAGAGUUUUUCCCCUAACAUUUGACUUCUACAACCACUCGGCUAAAAUGAGAAGACUGCAAACACUCUAGGUUUACAAGAUGAUGGCAUGAAGACUCUCAUAACAACGGAUUAUGGCUCAUAGCUGAGAUUGAAAUUACCUCCACCCAGCACUGAUCACAGGUGGUUUAAAUAUCCUCAUGAUGUUACAUAUUUAAUCAUUACAGUGUGUAGGCCGCAUGGUGGCAUCUGUAUGUUAAUCAACACAUCCAUCAUAAGAGGUUUAUAGUAAUUCUCAUUUUUUGUUAUUUUUAUCUUCAUUUGUUGUCUCACGUCAACAGCAAUCAUUUUUACUUGAAUGGCAUUGGAUGUCCAUGUCAUUGUGACAUGUUAUCCCACAUUUUAAAGGUAAAUAUCACUUCAAACGAUGCCUUGAAUGUCGUCUCUGUUUUGUGCGGAAAGACCUUGCCAAACCAUUUUCAUUAUAACGUAAAUGGAAAGAAGUAAAGAUAAAAAUUACUCAUCACCUCACUUCACUCUGCACUAAAUGAUGAAGGUGUUUUAAAGUUUAAUAGUUGAUACUAGAUUUACGUAUUCAUGCAAAUCACAGAACACAGCUGGGAGUUUCUUUGUAUGUAAUGAGAUAUAAAUAUGAUCUAAAUGAUAUAUGAUAGAUUUUUAAAUGAUUUUUUGUGUGAAGUUAUACAUCUCUGUAAAGAUGAAUAAAGUGAAAGUUAUUUGCUGAAA